Messenger RNA from Calypte anna (Anna's hummingbird), 4723 nucleotides. RefSeq names its product sarcoglycan gamma (gene SGCG). The record is from RefSeq and is a predicted model, not a curated record. The transcript has 9 exons. The coding region runs from base 293 to 1168 and encodes 291 amino acids. Gene Ontology annotation, biological process: heart contraction; cardiac muscle tissue development. Gene Ontology annotation, cellular component: sarcolemma; sarcoglycan complex. Lineage: Eukaryota; Metazoa; Chordata; Aves; Apodiformes; Trochilidae.
CGCACGGCGAGGCUGCGAGAGCGGCACCCGCCCAGCGCCCGGGGCUGCUGCCCCUCCGGGACGGAGGAGGAGGCGCUGCCUGGGGGGAGGAAGCUGGAUGAAGUCUUGUGCCUCAGGGCCCGUUCGCCAGCCCUUCGGGCAUGAAGGGGACCGUGGGGAUUCUCUGCCCUGCCCUGCAGCCAAGCGGGGACAUCAGGAAGACAGCUGCCUUCAGAUGAUACAGAACUCACUGACAGUUGCUCUUUCUUCAGGCCUACUUCAUGAGAACUUCAGAAGAUACUAAACUGAGCAGAUGGUACGUGAACAAUACACUACAACAACGCCAGGCACUAGCCUAGAGAGGCCGAAGAAUGAAUAUGUCUACAAAAUUGGAAUUUAUGGCUGGAGAAAGCGUUGCCUCUACCUAUUUGUUCUCCUCCUGCUUAUCGUCCUAGUUGUGAAUUUUUCUCUGACAAUCUGGAUUCUUAAAGUGAUGUGGUUUUCCCCAACUGGAAUGGGACACCUGCGUGUUACGAAAGAAGGACUUCGUCUGGAAGGGGAAUCAGAAUUCUUGUUCCCCCUUUAUGCCAAAGAAAUCCAUUCUCGAGUGGACUCAUCACUGCUUCUCCAGUCAACUCACAAUGUGACUGUCAAUGCUCGCAAUUCCAAUGGGGAAGUCACAGGCAGAUUAAACGUGGGUCCUAAAAUGGUGGAGUUCCAUGGUCAGCAAUUCCAGAUCAACUCAAAGGAUGGCAAACCCCUUUUUACAGUGGAUGAAAAUGAGGUUGUUAUUGGCACAGAUAAACUUCGAGUCACAGGGCCUGAAGGAGCACUUUUUGAACACUCUGUAGAAACACCACUUGUGAAGGCAGAAGCUUUUAAACAGCUUAGGCUGGAAUCACCAACUCGAUCUUUGAGCAUGGAUGCACCAAGAGGAAUUAAUAUCAAAGCACAAGCUGGGAAUAUUGAAGCUCUUUCCCAGAUGGAUAUCAAACUACACAGCAGUGAUGGUGUGCUUUUGCUUGAUGCUGAAACUGUACGACUGCCCAAAUUGCCUGAGGGUACGAGGGGUGGAUCCGGGAUUUCUCAGGGGCUUUAUGAAAUCUGCGUCUGUCCGGAUGGAAAGCUCUACUUGUCAGUGGCCGGUGUGGGCUCCACUUGCCAAGAAUACAGCCGUGUCUGCCAGUGAGGCACCAGAAAAGGCCACACACCUCCUUGCUAGUCUAGUCUUUAUAUUAUUGCUAAAGGGAAAGCAGAAUUUUCAGCAUUUUAAAAACAAAGUACUUCAUUUUAGGAAGCAAAUCUGUAUCUACAAUUUUGGACUACAGGGUGAAAGGGAAAGAAGAGCACAAGUGACAUUUCAACUUCAGAAGAAUGACUUGAAUCAAAUUAAAAGUUCUGUCAGUGACACUUUCAAAACAGCCUUACAGAGAGCAUUAAAAAAAUGUUAAAAGGAAUAUGUUCCCUUGCUGAACUACCAUUCAGUCAGAUGAUUAUGUCAUUGUUCAUAUUUUUGAACUCCAUAUUUUUUUUCUCUCACUACACUUGCUUCAUUAGUGGGUGAAAUUAAAUUGAGGGAACUACUUGAACAAGGCAAAGCAUUAUUUGGGAGAUUUAGAAAGUGCCAGAAAAUGGUCUAUGCAAUUUUGUUCUUGCAAUAACAGAAGAUAUGAAAAAUGUGAUAUUUGUACAAGUUCUGUGUAAAAGGCAUUAAUUUGCUAAUAGCAUUCUGGUUUAAUUUGGCAUCAUAAUAUGCUGAUUUGCUAAUUACUCAGAUUAAUUUAAAAGUAACUAAGGCAAAAAGCACCAGGAGUCAUUUAUACCUCCCUGUGACUCAGAACUGUUCACUAUACAACAGAGAAAUAUGUUAUAUAUUUUAUAAUAGCAAUAGUUUGUUGUACUGUCUGUUUCAUUGUACUCAUUUAACCCCUUUUAUAUUUUAGGACAUGUUAAUUCAACAAGCAAUUUGCUCUGCCAGCUGGCCUAGUAAAAAAAAAAAUAAUCCUUUAUGUGGCUCCAGAUUGUCUGACACAAGGAACUGUUUCAACAGUGGGGAAAAAAAUCCUUUUUUGCAGCCCACAUGAAUCAAUUAAAAGGACUGUUUUGUUUCCAUCUGCAGCUGUUGACUGGUAUUUCUGAACCUGUCAGUGGAACUCCAUCACAAAAUGAGAAAGUAAAACUACCCAUAAUUAUUUUUUACAUUAGAACUUUGGAUACAAAGUAAAUGCUCACCAGAGUUGACAAACCAUUUAUUUACCUUGUAGGGAAACACAGUGACAGACUCAGACAGACUCAUUCUCCUGUACAGUGUGGCACUGAACACAAAUAAUAAAUAGCACACCUCUGGGUAGCAGAAUUUGUAUUUACUAGUCUGUUGUUUAAACCUCAUGGGUUUGUAACUGCUUUGAUGCUGUUUUGUAUAUACUAGAUAUUAUUACCCCAGUUGGAGAGCUGCUAUCACAUAGUGCCUUGCUGUCUAUUUAGAGAAAGAUUCUAACACAUGAUCAUUAUUAUACCAUAGAGUAUCCAUCCUUCAGAGAAAAGAACCAUCAACCAUUAAUCAGGAGAAUAAAAGUAAAAAAAAAAAAUAAUAAUUUUUAAAAAGUAAUAGCUAAGACUAUGCCAUUUUUUAAAACUUGCUUCAGUUCUGGAUAAGCAAAGAAACCCCCCACUCAAUUAUGAUCCCAGAUACCUACAAAAGGCAGAGUGGAGAAAGAGCCCCCAGUUAAGUGCUGAGACUGUGGUAAAGCCCUGGGUAGUCCCUGCCUCUAGGGCUGCCUUUGUAAUUUAUCCAAGAGUCUAAUGAACAAUACUUUAAUUGCCCUUCAUUAGCAGGGUGGGGCCCUCAGCAAUUAAUGCAAGCUAGAAGAGCUUCAGCAGGAAAAGUAGGAGAGGUGCUUAAGCUGAGCUUCAGGCAAAUCAAGCAAGCAAAUCGAGGUCACUCAUGUUCUCUGGAGACAGCUAUGAUUGCAAAUGCAUUGCCUAAGAGAAGUAGGAAGCCACACAGCUUCUAUUUCUGAAAUUCCCUUUUCCUGGGCUUAGACAUCUACCUACAGCAAUGAGUCCAGGGCUCUUGGCCCUAAAAAGAGGAAUAUAAAUCUCUACUCUGCAACUGUAUCUCUGAAGUGUCUCUCUCAGCUCUCUCUCUCUACUACAAAGAAGCCUGCAGCUGAGGGCUUUAACAGAAACCUGUCUUCAGCAUUCCUUUAAAGUCAGUUUAGAUGAUUCCAAGGUUUGGAAGCCAGAUUGUGAGCAGACUCAUCUUAUUCACAGGAUAGAAAGCAUUUGCUUUAAAAUAAAGAACAGCAAGUUCCAUUUCAUGUGUCACACACCUAAAAACUGCUGCUACAAGUGACCUGGAGGGCUGUAAUGUCUACGGUCACUUACAGGUGUUGUACAACUGCAAAACUAGGACUUCAAGUCCUUAGAGAAUUCAGCAGCUUUCUAAUUUAAAAGGCAUUUGAGUUUUCAUCAGACCUAUGUUUCUGACAUGAAGGAACAUGUGCCCACUUCCCUGCAGUGCCAAAGUAUUCGGUCACCUAAUCUAAUCUCUACAAUUAUCCAGCUGCUGUAAAUAAGCACAUUAGUUACAAUCUGCCUAUUCUGCUGGCAGUGGAAAUAUGGCAUUUUAGCUUGUGCAUUUUAAGAUGUUGUUUUGGAGACCUGUUUUCCAAUGGGAUUUACUGGUUCAUACAGAGCAAGAGAUUGAAUCCAGUAGGAGUAACCUACUUGGAAGCCAAUUCUGUUGCAGCUUCUUGCAUAGAAGUUGCUCCAUUUUAGUUAACAUUUUUACAACGCUGUGGUAUAUACAGCUAACAAAAUCAGGGUGCAGUUCCCUGGCCAGUAACACUAGGAAGCAUUAUGGCACCUCAGUUAGACAUUGCCAUAACUAUUGCCUCUCUUGGGGAGAUGAACCUUUUGGAUUUGCCUCAGUUCACAGGCGGAUUUUGAGUAGUAGAGAAAAUUAAACAGAUCUGGCAUAUCCCCAGUUCUGCCAUCAUCCAAAUCACUAGGUUGUCCCUCUUCGUGCUUUAAACUUUGUUGUUUUCAGUAUGCUGAAAUCGACAUUGGAAAUAUAGUUGCAUUAUAGAAGUUGUACAGGCUUUUUAAAGCAUGGAUAGUGACUGCUGUCACUGAAGAACAUUUUUGGGAUUAUUUUUUUUUAGCUGAAUUUAGUGAAGCAACACAUUUUAUGCUAAAGUUACCAUAGUGUAAUCCACUGAUGCUACAAUCUGAACUGUUGUUAAACUCAGUAUAGUUUAUACAUCACUAAAUUCUAAUUUCUGAUAUCUACGUAUAAAUGUCUUUCCAUCUCUCCUCAAUACUUCAAAAUUAUUGUCUCUACUUGAAUCAAAUUUCAGAAAAUAGUUCCAGAUUAACAAAAAACUACAGCACGGGAAAUGAGAGUACAUACUUCAGUUUAUUUUCAAAAACGUUAUCCCAAUGGAGACAAAAAAACCACUACGCAGCAUAGUGAACUGUAUUGUUUGCAUAUUUUUUUCCCUCAAAAUUAAUUAUUUAUUGCAGUUCCUGUCACUGGUUGGGAUUGUUACACAGUGGAAAAGUAAAAAUAUCAAAUGGUAGUAAAACUUUAUUGGUGACUGCCCAAACACAACCCUCUUUGUUUCCAUUUCAUAGUCCUUUAGUACUGGUAUUUGUCUCCCUUUCUAUAGCUUUAUGCAAAAGGAAAUUGCAAGAAUUUACUGAAAACUGAAUUUUGAAUAAACUUUAUACAUUUUUAAAA